UCUGCUCUCGUUCUCACGUCUCGUCUCGCGAGCUUUCGGGUGAUUGGCAGCGGCUGUGGCUGCUCGGGGUUGCUGCGGCGGACGGUACCUUACAGCCUAGAGCAGAGAUUAUGUUCCGAGCAGCGGCUCCUGGGCAGCUCCGGCGGGCGGCCUCAUUUCUCCGAUUUCAGAGUACCUUGGUAAUAGCGGAACAUGCAAAUGACUCUCUAGUACCCAUUACUUUACACGCCAUCACUGCAGCCACCCGUCUCGGAGGUGAAGUAUCCUGCUUAGUAGCUGGCACCAAAUGUGACAAGGUGGCACAAGACCUCUGUAAGGUGGCAGGUGUAGCAAAAGUCCUCGUGGCCCAGCAUGAUGCGUACAAAGGCCUCCUUCCAGAGGAGCUGACACCAUUGGUCUUGGAAACUCACAAGCAGUUCAAUUACACACACAUCUGUGCUGGAGCAUCUGCCUUUGGAAAGAACCUUUUGCCUAGAAUAGCAGCCAAACUUGAUGUUGCCCCAAUUUCUGAGAUUAUUGCAAUCAAGUCACCUGACACAUUUGUGAGAACUAUUUAUGCAGGAAAUGCUGUAUGUACAGUGAAGUGUGAUGAGAAAGUGAAGGUGUUUUCUGUCCGAGGAACAUCUUUUGAAGCUGCAGCAGCAAGUGGAGGUAGUGCCAGUUCAGAAAAGGCCUCAAGUCCUUCACCAGUGGGAAUAUCAGAGUGGCUUGACCAGAAAUUAACAAAAAGUGAUCGGCCGGAGCUAACUGGUGCGAAAGUCGUGGUGUCUGGUGGUCGGGGUUUGAAGAGUGGAGAGAAUUUUAAGUUGUUAUAUGACUUGGCAGAUCAACUACAUGCUGCAGUUGGUGCUUCCCGUGCUGCUGUUGAUGCUGGCUUUGUUCCCAAUGACAUGCAAGUUGGUCAGACAGGAAAAAUAGUAGCACCGGAACUUUAUAUUGCCGUUGGAAUAUCUGGAGCUAUCCAACAUUUAGCUGGGAUGAAAGACAGCAAGACAAUUGUGGCUAUUAACAAAGAUCCAGAAGCUCCAAUUUUCCAAGUGGCAGAUUUUGGAAUAGUUGCAGAUUUGUUUAAGGUGGUUCCUGAAAUGACUGAGAUACUGAAGAAAAAAUGAAUCAUGAUUAUGUCUCAAGAAGGAAAAUUGUCACAGUAUUCAACUGAAAUCCUAGAAAUUAAUAACCUGAGGGGGAAAUUCUAACAGCAGCCACUAUGCCUUUUGAUGGGACUAUUGUUAUAUUUCUUUUUUAAAUGUAUGUGGUUCCAAACAAUUAUUUUUUGAAAUUUUCUAAUUCUAUAAUAAAACCUAUAAUAAAGCUUUGCUUUAGGUCAGAAA
Messenger RNA from Jaculus jaculus (lesser Egyptian jerboa), 1331 nucleotides. RefSeq names its product electron transfer flavoprotein subunit alpha (gene Etfa). The transcript has 12 exons. Bases 111 to 1112 code for a protein of 333 amino acids. Gene Ontology annotation, molecular function: electron transfer activity; flavin adenine dinucleotide binding. Lineage: Eukaryota; Metazoa; Chordata; Mammalia; Rodentia; Dipodidae. Gene Ontology annotation, cellular component: mitochondrion. The record is from RefSeq and is a predicted model, not a curated record.